This is a messenger RNA of Guillardia theta CCMP2712, 1088 nucleotides long. RefSeq lists its product as hypothetical. The transcript has 2 exons. NCBI's taxonomy places the organism in Eukaryota, Cryptophyceae, Pyrenomonadales, Geminigeraceae. The record is from RefSeq and is a predicted model, not a curated record. Gene Ontology annotation, molecular function: protein serine/threonine phosphatase activity. Gene Ontology annotation, cellular component: nucleus; cytoplasm. Gene Ontology annotation, biological process: double-strand break repair via homologous recombination; peptidyl-serine dephosphorylation. Bases 159 to 1088 code for a protein of 309 amino acids.
AGGAACUGGACACUGGCAAGUUUCCUUUGUCCCAAUUGUUUGAGACAGGGCAUUCUUGACAGGCCGUCUGGCCGGAAGAUUUGUCGAGCGUUUCUUUUUUUUGAAUUGAUUUAGAUCACGGCAUAUAUUUUUGUCAAGUUGACUUGAAGCUUGGCUCCAUGACUUCAAUCUCUUGUUCAGAUUUGGAUAGACAAAUUGAACAGCUACUCCGGUGUGAGUAUAUCAAAGAAUCUGAGGUGAAAAUUUUGUGCGCGAAGGCAAGAGAAAUUUUGGUAGAGGAAAGCAAUGUCCAGCACGUGGAUGCUCCAGUAACGAUCUGUGGUGAUAUUCAUGGACAGUUCUUUGACCUGAAAGAGUUGUUCAAUGUCGGUGGAGAAUGUCCAGAUACCAAUUAUCUUUUUAUGGGCGACUUCGUCGAUCGAGGAUUUUACAGCGUAGAAACUUUCUUGCUCUUGCUUGCACUGAAAGUACGCUACCCUGAUCGAAUCACGCUGAUACGAGGGAAUCAUGAGAGUAGGCAAAUCACACAGGUUUAUGGAUUUUACGAUGAAUGCUUGAGGAAGUAUGGAUCUGUGAAUGUUUGGAGGUAUUGCACAGAAGUAUUUGACUACCUUUCCCUCUCAGCGUUAAUCGAGGGAAAGACGUUCUGUGUUCACGGAGGGCUUUCCCCGUCCAUUACAACCCUGGAUCAAAUUAGAACUAUUGAUAGAAAGCAAGAAAUCCCUCAUGAUGGUUCUAUGUGCGAUCUCAUGUGGUCAGACCCAGAGGACAUCGAUGGCUGGGGCCUCAGCCCAAGGGGAGCAGGUUAUCUUUUUGGAGGAGACAUCACGGCACAGUUUAACCAGACGAAUAACAUUGAAUUGAUCGCUAGAGCUCAUCAGCUUGUGAUGGAAGGCUACAAGUACAUGUUCAACGAAUCUCUAGUGACAGUAUGGUCGGCUCCGAAUUAUUGCUAUCGAUGUGGGAAUGUUGCUGCCAUCUUGGAGUUGGACGAAAACCUCAAUCGAUCAUUCAAGAUCUUCGAUGCAGCACCUCAGGAGACUAGGGGUGUUCCAGCCAAGAAACCUCCUCCCGAUUAUUUCUUGUAG